Molecule: messenger RNA, 594 nt
Organism: Ophidiomyces ophidiicola
Lineage: Eukaryota; Fungi; Ascomycota; Eurotiomycetes; Onygenales; Onygenaceae
Exons: 1
Coding region: 1-594 (197 amino acids)
Source: RefSeq, a predicted model, not a curated record
AUGAGCUCCUCAAAUGCCAGUACUACUACACAACCUCUACCUCGCUCCGAAGAAUACCACCUCUUCAAACGCUAUGCCUCCAUAACUUUUGUGAUUGCCGCGCCUGUUUUAAUCGCUGUUCCUCCUCGAAAAUUAGAUUUCUACACGAUAUCACUUGCCUCCGCGUUCCUCUUCUCCGCCAACUAUCUAACUGCCGACCAGACCGGCAGGAGCAUUAUGGAUCGAUUGGGAGCACGUCUUCAAGGCUCCCAUACACCUAGCAUGCUCAAAGAUCUUCCUACGGAGCGAGCGGAAGAAGUAAGAGAACAGCUGAAAAAGGCCAGGGAAGCAGCUAGACAGCAGGAAAUACGACACAGUCCACUACAACAAGCCGACCAAGGGCAUGCCGGUGGGCUGUCUGAUCUCGGAAAACAAAUUUGGAUGGGUGGAGAGAAGGAAGGAUGGAGAGAGAAAAGGAUCGCCGAGGAAAGAAAAGCCUUGGAGGAGGGAAAGGGGUACGGUGAUUUGAUUAUGGACCAUAUCCGGGAUGCGAUUGGAGUGCCCAAGGACAUCGAGCACAAUGAGAACUCCUCUGGAAACGAUACGAAGUCCUGA